Triplophysa dalaica is the source of this 2488-nucleotide messenger RNA. It is a transcript of the gene hinfp, whose product is annotated as histone H4 transcription factor. The record is from RefSeq and is a predicted model, not a curated record. The coding region runs from base 124 to 1584 and encodes 486 amino acids. Gene Ontology annotation, molecular function: RNA polymerase II cis-regulatory region sequence-specific DNA binding; DNA-binding transcription factor activity, RNA polymerase II-specific. The transcript is spliced from 10 exons. Gene Ontology annotation, biological process: anatomical structure development; regulation of transcription by RNA polymerase II. NCBI's taxonomy places the organism in Eukaryota, Metazoa, Chordata, Actinopteri, Cypriniformes, Nemacheilidae.
ACAGACGGCGCAAAGGCGAAUUCUGAUUGGUUUAGUUAUUUCUUGGCGAAACGAGGAAAUGUUUCGAGUACUCGCAAAAGAGAGACGAAGGACCAAACAUUGUUUAACUUUCAGUCCUGCACGAUGCCCUCCUCGGGCAAGCGCGCCCCGCGCAGAGAGGAGCUGCAGCUCGAGUUGAUGUGCGAGUGGGGCGUGUGUCAAGAAACGUUUGGCAGGAUGCAAGAGUUCUGCGAGCACGUAGAGAAACAUUAUACAAGUGUAGUGGAGUCUGAGACUGAUUUAUUAGAAGAAGAGCAUAACUGUCUGUGGCGAGACUGUGGCUUUUGCUCGGUGGAUGGGGAUGGGGAGCUUCUCAGACACAUGUUCUUUCAUUGCUACCACAUAAAGUUAAAGCAGUGGGGACUUUCUAUACUCAAGGGUCACAAUGACAUGGGUUCCUGCUCUGUCGGUAUUCAUAACCGCAACAUUGUGCCUGAGGUCCAGGAGAACUUCUUAUGUCUUUGGGAACACUGUGAGAUGUCUAUGGAUAAUCCAGAGUGGUUCUACAGACAUGUGGAGAUGCAUGCCCAUUGUCUGGAGCCUAAUGAAGAAAGCGUUUUGUUUUGUGGCUGGAAAGAAUGUGAGGCCUCCUUCAAGGGCAGGUUUAAGUUGCGUGAGCACAUGCGUAGUCACACGCAGGAAAAACUUGUGGCAUGUCCGACCUGUGGAGGAAUGUUUGCCAACAACACAAAGUUCUUUGACCACAUACGACGGCAGACCUCCAUAGAAGGUCAAAGAUUUCAAUGUUCUCACUGUUCUAAACGCUUUGCCACCGAGAGGCUCCUGAGAGACCAUAUGAGAAACCAUGUCAACCAUUAUAAAUGUCCACAUUGUGACAUGACCUGUCCCUCACCAUCAUCACUGAGAAACCACAUAAAGUUUCGUCAUUCCAACGAGAAGCCCUACAGCUGUGACUACUGCGAGUACAGCUGUAAAAACCUUAUAGACCUGCGGAAGCAUUUAGACACUCACAGCAGUGAGCCAGGGUAUCGAUGUGACUUUGCUGACUGCGGCUACUCCACCCGCUCCCUUUACUCAAUCAAGAAUCACUACAAACGUGUUCACGAGGGAGAUUACACCCCUCGCUAUAAGUGCCACGUGUGUGAGCAGUGCUUCACACGUGGGAACAAUCUCACAGCCCACCUACGCAAGAAACAUCAGUUUAAAUGGCCAUCAGGACACCCCAGAUUCAGAUAUAAAGAGCAUGAAGAUGGGUUCAUGCGUCUGCAGCUGAUCCGCUAUGAGAGCGUGGAGCUUACAGAACAGCUGAUGCGAGAGAGACAGGGGGACAGCAGUGAAUCCAACCCGCAGAACAUCCAGCCCGGUGAAGAAAUGGAGUUGGGAGCUCUUGGCACCGUGGGUGGAGUUACAGAGACUGGAAUGAGGAAGGAGGCAGCAGAAGACUGUAGGACACAAGAAAACAGAGAAAGUGUGUUUCUGUUAAUGACAGCCGGUACGUCCACAGAGACCGAAUCUAUAAGCGAGGAGUCCGUGAUGCUACAGCUACAGGACACUGCACAACAGCUGGGCAUGCAGGUGGUCUAACUGCGCCUCUGCUUACUGAGCUUCCCAAGACUGAUUUUUCAUCAUUUAAAAGGAGUUGGAACGUGCCUAUUAACAUUUGUGGUUUCAUGUGUUGUUUUAGGAGACUAACAGGGAACCAAAAGUCAAAACAGCAUGUACUUUAGGAGCUGAACUGACACAAUGUUGUUGUUCAUGAUGUUGAGCAGCGUGUUAUUUUUUUUUAAACAAUGGAGUUAUGUGGUAAUUUAUACUGCCAAGUUUCAAAAGGUUAAAAAGAUCCAUUUAAAAGUACAGCGUUAAAGGAGCGCGGUUUCUUUAGAGAUGACAGCUCUCGUGUUUUCUCCUUAAGCAGGGCAUUAUUAUCCAUUAACAUCUUAAAUAUCAGUUUUGUAUCGUACAUAAAGUUAUUGGCUUCACAACAUAUGGAGCAUUAAUCCCAUUAAUUUCUUUGUUUUAUGAAAAACACUUCCAGAGACAUUUGUCCGAGAUCAUUUUGUGUUUUAUAGAAGAAUGAUGGUCUUUUGAAGUUAGAAGAUAGAAAUGAGGAUUAACAAAAUAUUUCUCGAAACUUGACUAUGAGAGAGAAAGGAAGAGUAGAGAAGUUUAAUCCUACUGAACAAUUUAACUUGUUUUUUAGACUACAGGUUUAGUCUUAAUGUGAAGGGAGAAUCAUUUGUCUCUCCUAAAUUCUUUUUACAGUGUAUAGUCUUAUACAAUUUGGCUGUUUGCUUCUGUUUAAAAAGUGCCCCUGAAAUUUAAGAUCAACAAAUACGCGUGUUAUUUAUUUGUCAAAAUUUCUAUUGGGGUCAGUUUAUGGGUACCUGCGAACUGCAUAUAGAAUAUGUUUUAUUGAAAGUUUCCUUCUGUUGAUAACUUGCUUUCCCGCAGCCUUUCUAUUAAAUUAAAUUAAAAGUUUUCAAAAGUA